CGCAGCAAUGAUCAGUUAAAUUAUGAAUUUUUACUGUAUAUAUAGUCCCCGCCGUAAGCUGCGUCUCACCCCAUCUACUACGGACACGAGUGGACACGACUGAUCACUAGUCUCAGUUUCAAUAAUCCUCCCUUUCUGACGAACAGCAGUCUUGUUGUACUUUCAUCUUCAUCAUGAAACUCGCGUCUACCCUUGUGCUUUCAUUCAUCGCCAGUGCGCAAGCAGCAACAACAAUUUCUAGCUUGGUCCUGCCCAGUGGAAUCCCAGGGUAUGUGACUUUCUCUUUAUACCUAUUUCUCUUCAAAAACUCAAUCAAAACCAAAAUACUCUCGACGUAUAGAUCAAGCGGCCUGCCUUUUAGUACCGUCUCUUUUGACACCACAGCUGCUACCUCGGUGCUUUCCUCGCUUUCCUCUGUCUACUCUGCCGAGUCAUCAGCUGUGCAGAGCGUGCUCUCAUCCUUCACCGUAACGUCUCCUGCGUCCAGUGGGUCUACAUCGACGAGCGCGCCAGCGGCGACAACCUCGAGCGCUGCGGGACGAACAGAGGCAGGGCUAGGGUUGGGGUUAGCUGCGGGAGCUGCUGCAGGCUUCCUUGGGUUCGUGUUCUAAAUAAGAACAUUUUCGGUGGAGAUGCAUGUAUUCAUGCCGAUUGGGAGACACGUCCAGGGGUAAAGUUGGGAGGUCUCACGUCCAUGUGUACUGCGGGGCAACUGCGGGCCCGGGAAGUGCAUUUAGUGUAUUUUAUUUAUCUGACGGUAGCUGUGGAUGGCAGGAUAUUCGAAAUAGACUUUGACGGGCGUCCGACGUGCCUACUUCCCUCAGGUUGUUUUCCCAGGGAACAACAAGUUGUGUCGGUCAGGUUAUAAAGGGAUCGGUUCCUCUGAGUCGGAAUGAUGUCUAUAUCAAAAAGUUGGUGUUAG
Suillus subalutaceus is the source of this 922-nucleotide messenger RNA. RefSeq lists its product as uncharacterized. The record is from RefSeq and is a predicted model, not a curated record. Lineage: Eukaryota; Fungi; Basidiomycota; Agaricomycetes; Boletales; Suillaceae. The transcript has a single exon. The coding region runs from base 174 to 611 and encodes 145 amino acids.